AAUUUACAAAGCACUGUUGCUCCCGAUUCCCAGAGUGCUAAAAAUCCUGCAACCUAUUUCUUUACAAGUAGGACUCCACUUCAUUCAUGGCUUUUAAUGCAGCGAGCUGUUUAACAGCUGUGAGGAAUGUUUUAGGACAGGAAGCCGGAGCCCUUCGGAAGCACACCAGGCUCUGCUGUACCUCCAGCAGCCAGAAAAGCUCUGGAGCUCUGUGCUGACAGGAGGGACCAGGCUUUUGUCAGUCAGCCUGGAAGCACAAGGUGUGAAAGGAUUUUUGCUCGCUCAGGAGUUAUCCCAGGACAAGCAGCCUCUGCUCAGGGGAACUUCCAAAUGAAGGGAGUGGCCGAAAUGUCCCCAAAUCCCACAUUUGUAGGGAUCCCACAGUGGUGUGUGGGCACUUUUAUCGUGUCACCAGUGCUCAGGUGUCCCUCUGGGGGCUGGCUGCAUGUCUGGCCAUGGGAUAGAGGGGACUGUGACAUGUGUGGUCACAGUGACCACUUUGGUGUGACCAGACCACAGCGCAGCAUCCGAUGGGACAUUUGGCUCCCCACGGGACCUGCCACUCCUUAAUUAGGGACAGUGACACCUCCAGCCAGGUGCUGGGAAAUCCUGGGAUCUGUCUGCUCCUCCAAUCCCUCCCGUCCUGGCCAUGCCCAACAUCUCAGCAGAGAUAAAUCCUCCCACUGGUGCCACACGAGGUCAGGCCUUGCUCCUUUGUGACACCAGCCCAGAAUUCCGCAUGACAACGGAAUGUUCCAACAUCAGUGCACAGCCCCUGCCAAGAUCCCCAAAGCCAGGGUGGAUACCAUCCAGCUCCUCGUGGAAGUGUUCUGAAGACAUUAAUCUCCUGUCAGGACCAGAGAAGUAUCCUGGAUUUCGACCAGCACCGAUGUCGGCACCCGCUUUCCAGCGCGAAGCGCGCAGCCUGUCCUUGCCGGAAUGCACACCCUACCACACCUCCAGGGACAUCCGCUACAUCUUCCUGGAGAGCUGCAGGAACAUCCCUGCCUCCCACCCCCUGGACGGGGCGGGCGCCAGCCACAUCCCCCACGGCGCCGCGUGCUGCCACCCUACAGCCCAGCACCACCUCAGCACAGACGACGACGGCGAUUCCUCUCUUCCUCGGCACCUCCCCGCCUUGGAGAGGGAAGCCACGGAUGUGAGAGGCUCCCCCGAGGCCAAGAAGAGGCUGCCGGUGUUCCGCCAGCUCUGCGGAGAGGCCGUGGAGGAGCUGAAGGAGUUUCCCGACGCCCAAGCGGCGCCGGGCAGCGCCAAAGGCUGGAGGAUCGCGCUGGCGGCCGCGUGCCCGACCUGCAACAAGGCAUGAACUGACUCUGAGAUAAUGUCUGCAAAAAAUACAAUACUGAUGGUGUCCUUCCGUGA
Molecule: messenger RNA, 1383 nt
Organism: Vidua macroura (Pin-tailed whydah)
Lineage: Eukaryota; Metazoa; Chordata; Aves; Passeriformes; Viduidae
Exons: 2
Coding region: 650-1327 (225 amino acids)
Source: RefSeq, a predicted model, not a curated record